Sclerotinia trifoliorum is the source of this 2174-nucleotide messenger RNA. NCBI's taxonomy places the organism in Eukaryota, Fungi, Ascomycota, Leotiomycetes, Helotiales, Sclerotiniaceae. The record is from the annotation of a GenBank genome assembly.
AUCUCCAUCUCCAUUCCAUCUCUUCAUACAACAAACUCGGUCGCAUAACCAAAACAUAAUUCUCCACAAUCGUUCUCCAUCACCAUUUUUGUCCUUUCCAAUCGUUAUCUAGUGCCAAGCACACAGGGAAAACGCGUGCACACGUACUGUACCCUACUCCUUUAGAUUGUGAAUCUUGAAUCUGUACCCAAAAAUCAUCUAUUACUUUCCCAUCGCCAACAUCUUUGAAGAAUCAUCUCACCAACUCACCCACUCUUCAACAAACAAAUAAGUCGCAAUCAUGACGGAGGAAAAAGUUCGAGUUUCUGGAGAGGUCUCCAGAUCUGCAGAUUCUCCUGUCCUUCCUAUAGUUAACCCUGCCGCCGAGAAAUCAGAGCCUCCAAAGGCUGCUGUACACCCAGCAUUUUAUGUUAUGUUAGUUUGACAUCCAAUCAUCAAUUUGAAACGCCAUCUUGCUGACCUCCUCAAAGGACAUGGAUUUUCUUCAGCUCCAGUGUGAUUCUAUUCAACAAAUGGAUCUUGUCGACAGUCGGAUUCCGUACGUUCUUCUUGGUUCCCUCCUGCGAUUCAUCAUUCUUCCUUGCGACCAUCAAUUAACAGCUCUGCAGACUUUCCAAUCUUCCUCACAUCAUGGCAUCUUGGAUUUGCGACUUUGAUGACUCAAAUUCUUGCACGUACGACCAAUCUUCUCGAUGGACGAAAGACGGUUAAGAUGACGGGUCGCGUAUACUUGAGAGCUAUUGUGCCAAUUGGAAUCUUCUUCAGUUUAAGUUUGAUCUGCGGAAACUUGACAUAUCUAUAUCUUAGUGUUUCCUUCAUUCAGAUGCUCAAGGUACGUCGGAAAGUUAGAGAUUCUGCUGCAGGAUGCUAACCCUUAAUUAUAGGCUACCACUCCUGUCGCCGUCUUGCUCACCAGUUGGGCCCUUGGAGUUGCCGAGCCCAACAUGAAAACCCUCUUCAACGUCUCCUUCAUUGUCAUCGGUGUCGUUAUCGCAUCCAUUGGAGAGAUCGACUUUGUUGUCAUUGGUGUUCUAUUCCAAAUUGGUGGUAUCAUUUUCGAAGCUAUUCGAAUUGUCAUGGUUCAAAGACUUCUCAGCUCUGCCGAGUUCAAGAUGGAUCCAUUGGUAUCCCUUUACUAUUUUGCCCCAGUUUGUGCCAUUAUGAACUUUGUCGUCGCACUUUUCUGGGAAAUCCCAACCAUGACCAUGGGUGAUUUCUACAAUGUCGGUUUCUGGACUUUGUUGGCAAAUGCUAUGUGCGCAUUCAUGUUGAACGUUUCCGUUGUAUUUUUGGUAAGCUAAAUUCAUUUAAGAAUUUAGGAUCCAUAACUAACAAUAUCUCUUUAGAUCGGUAAAACUUCCGUUCUCAUCUUCACCCUCUGCGGUGUUUUGAAGGAUAUCCUUCUCGUCUGCCUUUCCGUCAUCAUCUGGGGAACUUUUAUCACUCCUCUUCAAUGCUUCGGUUAUGCCAUUGCUUUAGGUGGAAUGGUCUGGUUCAAGCUUGGGGCUGAAAAGAUUAAGACUUAUCUUGCUGAAGGUGGACGUCAAUGGGCAGAUUUCGGUUCCCGUCGACCAAUCCUUCGCAAAGUUAUCGUCCUUGGUCUUAUUGUUUCAACCAUCUUUUUCCUACUAGGUGGAUUCGCUCCUUCAUAUGACAUUCACGCAAGCGAAUAUAUCAACGCAGCCAAAAAUGCCGUUGGAAGCUCAUAAGUUUCCUUGUAGGAUACAUUAUUGAAGCACCCUUUUCGCUUCGAUAAUGAAUAAGAGAAGUUUGGGGUAUAACAUUCUAUUGUAAACCAUAAAUCAUAUGGUUCAAUGGGUUGGAUCAAUUGAACCUUGAGAUGUCUUUGAAAAGUACAUAUUACCAUGGGCUGCGCCUUUAGAUGGAUGCAUGUUGUGCUUUCAGGUCAUUCAUAUGUGGUGUAUGACACCAUAAAGUAGCUAAGUUGGCUCGAACUUGUCUGUUGGCACAUUUAUAUUUCAAAAUGACCUUCCUGCUUUGUAAAUUUUAGAUGGGGACUUUUUUUCCCUCUUUUUUCGAAGCGUUUACAAUUACUAUAUUUGAAAUGAAAGUAGAUGAACAUGGAUGGAUUGAUGGAUGGAUCGGAUGUAUGUAUGUAUGUAUAAAUAAGGGAUGGUGUAAGAUCUUGAGGUCAGUGAUAUAGUAUGACAUGA